This is a messenger RNA of Ctenocephalides felis (cat flea), 1683 nucleotides long. Its product is annotated as ATPase family AAA domain-containing protein 2-like. Gene Ontology annotation, molecular function: ATP hydrolysis activity; chromatin binding; histone binding. The transcript has 10 exons. The record is from RefSeq and is a predicted model, not a curated record. Lineage: Eukaryota; Metazoa; Arthropoda; Insecta; Siphonaptera; Pulicidae. Gene Ontology annotation, biological process: positive regulation of transcription by RNA polymerase II. The coding region runs from base 1 to 1683 and encodes 560 amino acids. Gene Ontology annotation, cellular component: nucleus.
AUGAAUGGUUCCAAAUCCAGGAAAAGAAAAUAUCCAGAAUCUUCAACUUCAUCAUCUUAUCCAUAUGGAUUCUCUCAUGUAGGAGGUCUCUGUGAACAGAUAGAUGUUCUCCGAGAAAUGAUAUUGUUUCCAUUGAUUUACGAAGAUGUUUAUGAAAUGUUCUCAGUUAAACCUGCAAGAGGUGUAUUGUUUCAUGGUCCACCAGGUACUGGAAAAACUCUAGUAGCAGGAGCUCUUGCUGGUGAAUGUCUAAAGGAGGCUGGUGGAAAAGUUACCUUCUACUCGCACAAAGGCGCUGACAUACUCGACAAAUGGGUUGGAGAAAGUGAACAGAAAUUGCGAAACGCUUUUGCAUUGGCAGAAAAAAAUCAACCUUCAAUAAUAUUUUUUGACGAACUCGAUGGGCUAGCUCCUAUAAGAUCGUCCAGAAAUGAUCACAUACACAUUAGCAUCGUAGCAACAUUGCUAUCAUUAAUGGAUGGCUUGAAUAAUAAAUGCGGGGUGAUCAUUAUUGGAGCAACAAAUAGAUUGGACGCAAUAGAUCCUGCACUAAGAAGACCAGGACGUUUUGAUCGUGAACUGUACUUUCCUCUGCCAUCGUUGACAGCGAGAUUUGAAAUUUUAAAAGUGCAAGUCAGGGAAUGGGCCGACAAGCCCUCGGAUGCUCUACUCCAAGAAAUUGCUGAAAUGACCAUUGGAUGCAAUGGAGCAGAUCUAAAAUCUAUAUGUUCCGGUGCAGUUGUCUCUUGCAUCAAAAGAAAUCAACCAAUUAAUUUAGAAAGUAAUGGAUCAAGUAGAAAGACACAACUGAAAAAUAUGAAAAUUGUGCCCGAAGAUUUCAUAAAUGCUUGUGGGGCCCUGAAGCCACGUUGGCUUAGAACGCAAAAGACGAUGGCCCAACCGUUGCCGAUUUAUUUGCAACCGUUGCUUAAGAAGUUCGUGGACAAUCUCUUCGAAUCCCUGUAUCUACUAUGCCCACAUUUUAUGGAACCAAGUGGUGGUCUUGAAAAAAUUACUCAUUCUUUUAGAUAUUCAUUAAACUCCCAAAAAAGGCAUUUAAGAUACAUUAUUUUACAAGGAGGAGUUGGCCAAGCCCAAGAUGAGAGGAUAGCUCCAGCAUUACUUCACCGAUUGGAACACAUGCCCUGUACUAUACUUGAUGUAUCAUCAAUUUAUGGAAAAUCUAUGUCUACUGAAGGAGCUUGUUUGAAAGUGUUUGAUGCUGCAAAAACAGUAAUUCCAGGAAUAUUAUACAUCAAAAACUUAGGAUCUUGGUGGGACGUUGUCGAUGAUUCUACGCGCAUGGUAUUUGUCCAAACAAUACAAAGUAUGGAUCCCUACAUGCCCUUGUUAAUAUUGAUAACAACAACUACUGAACUUCCAAAAGUUCUAUCCAAUCAUUUCGAUCCCCUGGAGAACAUAGUAAUAAAAAUUACCAAUCCAUCAAUAUUAGACAGAGGUGAUUUUUUCUCGCCUCUUUUCAAUGGCAUUAUGACCCUGACCCCGAGUGUGUUCAAAACGAGGUCUGAAAAUGUGGGAAAAGCAAGAGCCUCUACAUUUAGCCUUAUGUGCAUGGAAAAUGCACAAAAUCAGGCAAAAUCCGGGUGCAAUCCAAACACGUGUCUGAUCGAGAGCGAAUUGUUUGACAAGGUUAAACAUAACUCCACUUGCGGCUUAUUGUAA